UUCGCAACACUGACUGCGUUUUUUUUUUGGAUUCGAUUCGAGUCGAGUGAAAAUGUGUGCGUGUUGAUUUAUUUAUUGAGCGGCGCCUCGCGUUUAUUUAAUAUUUAUUGAUAUAUUGUUAAUCGCCAACUCUCCACUGUCGACGCAGCGGAUCAAGUGCAAUAGCGAGUGCAAUAUUCGGGGCCGUAUGUCGAGUGCUGGGGAGAGCGAGACGGCGACAAAUAGAAAAAGACUCGACUCACACUGACGCACACGAACACACGGGCGCGCGCGCUGCAGCGUCGGUGUGUGUGCGUGUGCUAGUGGCUGUGCGCGUGUGUGUGUGUGUGCAAGAGUAUAGAGAAGAGGAAGAGCGAGAAGAAGCGCGGACUCAAGUGAAGAAAAACUCAAAACAAACUCAAUGUCGGCGCAGGGCGAAGGGGGCGGCAGCGGAGGGGGCGGGGCCAGUUCGGAGGGAGGCGGAAACGCAGGCGGAGGAGCCGCCGGAAGCGGGACCACAGUGGUCGUGACCAACGGAGGCGGAGGCAGCUCCUCCGCCAAGAGCCAACUGCCCCUCACCCCGCGCUUCACCACCGAGGAGAAGGAGGUGCUGUACACCCUGUUCCACCUGCACGAGGAGGUCAUCGACAUCAAGCACCGCAAGAAGCAGCGCAACAAGUACUCCGUCCGGGAAACGUGGGACAAGAUCGUCAAGGACUUCAACUCGCAUCCGCAUGUGAGCGCCAUGCGCAACAUCAAGCAGAUCCAGAAGUUCUGGCUCAACUCGAGACUCCGCAAACAGUAUCCCUACCGGGACGGCAGCUCCAACAAUCUCAGCUCCGGCAGCGCCAAGAUCAGCUCCGUUUCCGUGUCCGUCGCCUCGGCGGUGCCGCAACAGCAGCAGCAGCAGCAACAGCAGCACCACCACGACGGCGUCAAGGUGGAGCCCGAGUACCAGAUCAGUCCCGAUGCCUCCGAGCACAAUCCCCAGGGGGACACCUUCGACGAGAUCGAGAUGGAUGCCAACGAUGUCAGCGAGAUCGACGAGGAUCCCAUGGAGCAGCAGCAGCAGCAGCAGCAACAACAGCAGCAGCAGCAGCAGGAGGCGGCCCAAGCUCAGGCGCAGGCUCAAGUGCAAUCGGCGGCCGCCGAAAUGCAGAAGAUGCAACAGGUGAACGCGGUGGCCGUGGCGGCGGCGGCGGCGGCCAAUGCCACCAUGAUCAACACCCACCAGAUCAACGUGGACCAGAUCAGCGCCGAGAAGCUGACCCUCAACGACCUGCUGCACUUCAAGACGGCGCGACCGCGCGAGGAGAUCAUCCUGCAGAUCAAGCAUCCCGCCGAGGCUACUGCCACCCAGAUCCACACCAUACCCUCCCAGGCGCAGCAGCAUCCGAUGGCCACCAUCACCGCCGGCGGCUACAACCAGCAGAUAAUCAGCGAGAUCAAGCCGCAGCAGAUCACCUUGGCCCAGUACCAGGCUCAGCAGCAGCAGCAGGCUCAGGCGCAGGCCCAGGCCCAAGCGCAAGCUCAAGCUCAGGCGCAAGCUCAGGCGCAGGCUCAGGCUCAACAGCUCGCCCAGCAGCAGCUGGCGGCCGCUCAGCAUCAGCAGCUGGCCGCCGCCGUCCAGGUGCAUCACCAGCAGCAACAGCAACAGCAGGCGGCCGUGGCCGUCCAGCAGCAACAGCAGGCUGCGGCGGCGGCGGCUGCCGUGAAGAUGCAACUUACCGCCGCCGCCACGCCCACCUUCACCUUCAGCGCCCUGCCCACGGUGACGGCCGCGACGACGGUGCCCACGGCGGUGCCAGUGCCGGUGGCCAGCGCAUCGUCGGCUUCGGGGAACUCGGCGGCCGUCAACACAUCAACAGCCUCCUCGGUGACCCUCAACAAUACGAGUUUGGGCGGCGGAGGAGGCGGCAAUGGGGGAGCCAACAGUUCAUCCUCCGCCGCAGCGGACAGCUUCGAGGAGCGGAUGAACUACUUCAAGAUACGCGAGGCCGAACUGCGCUGCAAGGAGCAGCAGCUGUCCACCGAGGCCAAGCGCAUCGAGCUCAACAAGGCGCAGGAUGAACUCAAGUACAUGAAGGAGGUGCAUCGACUGCGAGUCGAGGAGCUCAAGAUGAAGAUACGGAUACUGCAGAAGGAGGAGGAGCAGCUGCGCAAGUGCUCCAACUCAUGAGAUCUGGAGGACAUCAGCGAUGCCGACGAGGAGGAGGAGGACGCGGAUGCCUACUUGGAUCGCUUCACCCCUGGGGACUUUUAGUUCGUUAGUUUUAGGUCUAUCAUCUACUACCAUCUACUCCUAUCCCGAAUCCUUAGUC
Messenger RNA from Drosophila takahashii, 2300 nucleotides. It is a transcript of the gene z, whose product is annotated as zeste. The record is from RefSeq and is a predicted model, not a curated record. Lineage: Eukaryota; Metazoa; Arthropoda; Insecta; Diptera; Drosophilidae.